Rotaria sp. Silwood2 is the source of this 405-nucleotide messenger RNA. The record is from the annotation of a GenBank genome assembly. NCBI's taxonomy places the organism in Eukaryota, Metazoa, Rotifera, Eurotatoria, Philodinida, Philodinidae.
AUGAAUUCUCUUCUGUUUCUAUUGGUGUUGGUCAACCUCACUAUUAUCUGUAAUGCAAAAUGGUCAAGUGAAACCCAAUCUGUUGCUAGUUCGCUUCCGUCCACCGGAAAUGCUUGUGGAGGUAUUUCACCAUUAACUCGUUGGGAAAGAACAAGUCGAUCAGACACAAUACGAAUGAAUAUUGACACGAGCAGUUGUCGAUUUGAAAAUACUCCGAUGUAUUUCACGAGCAUAUCGGGUACUGCUGGUCAUUACCUUCUUGUCGGUGUCAAUGCUAUCUAUGAACCGAGUAGAAAUGGCUUCAUUAUUAAUGUUCACUCAACAGACAAUCAGUCAGCCGAUACACUCAUGGGUUGGUCAGCUCAAUAUCAAUGGAACGUCAAUUGGUACGGCUUUUCACCUUGA